CCGGGCACGUGAUGUAGAGUAAGUUCCUGCUGUGGCUUGAGGGAAACAAAUCGACAUUCAGCCACGGGAGAAUCGCCUUUUGCGGCCUGUGGAAGCCCCUUCCCUGAAUAAUGGCCGCACCAAUCUCGGUAUACGACUCAAAUGCCUUGGACACACACAUCUCCAGUACCUCAAGAGAGUCCCUGAAGAUGGAAUUGUUAGCAGAGGUAUGUUUGCUGCCUGGAGAGGACCGAAUUAUAGAUAAAGACAUCAUCUACAUCUGUCCAUUCCGUGGAGCAGUAAAAGGCAAAGUGUUGAUCACCAACUACAGACUCUACUUCAAGAGCUCAGAUACUGACGUGGCAGUGAUGCUGGAUGUUCCUUUGGGUGCCAUAAGUCGGGUGGAGAAAAUGGGUGGGGCAUCAAGCAGAGGCGAAAACUCCUAUGGCCUGGAUAUCACCUGCAAGGACAUGAGGAACUUGAGGUUUGCCCUGAAGCAGGAGGGCCACAGCAGACGAGAUAUUUUUGAGCUCCUCUUCAGACAUGCCUUUCCCCUCUCACAUUGUCUACCUUGGUUUGCAUAUGUGACUCAGGAGAAGUAUGAGGAGAAUGGCUGGAAUGUCUACAAACCCAUAGAAGAGUUUAGACGCCAGGGUUUACCUAAUAACAAGUGGCGUAUUACAUUCAUUAAUAAGAACUAUGAGCUGUGCGACACCUACCCUACUGUACUGACAGUACCCUUUAAAAGUAAAGAGGAGGACCUCAGAAGAGUUGCAGUGUUCAGAUCAAGAGGACGCAUACCGGUUCUAUCAUGGAUCCACAGGGAGAACCAGGCAGUGAUUGUCCGUUGCAGUCAGCCUCUUGUUGGCAUGUCUGGUAAAAGGAACAAAGAUGACGAGCGCUAUCUGGACCUGAUCAGGGAGGCAAACGACACUGCCAAGCUCACGAUAUUUGACGCCAGGCCUAGCGUCAACGCUGUGGCCAACAAGGCCACUGGAGGAGGCUAUGAGGGUGACGAGUACCAAAACGCAGAGCUCAUCUUCUUAGACAUCCAGAAUAUCCAUGUCAUGAGGGAAUCCCUGAAGAAACUCAAAGACAUUGUCUACCCAAAUGUUGAGGAAUCACAUUGGCUAUCCAGUCUAGAGUCUACACACUGGCUAGAACAUCUUAAGCUGGUGUUGUCAGGAGCCAUCCAAGUAGCAGACAAGGUUUCCAGUGGAAACUCAGUGGUGGUUCACUGUAGUGAUGGCUGGGAUAGAACUGCACAGCUCACCUCUUUGGCCAUGCUGAUGCUGGACAGUCACUACCGCACACUCAGAGGAUUACAGGUGCUGAUUGAGAAGGAAUGGAUCAGCUUUGGGCACAAAUUCGCCUCAAGGACAGGUCACGGUGACAAGAACCAUGCAGAUCAGGACAGAUCGCCCAUCUUUGUUCAGUUCAUUGACUGUGUAUGGCAGAUGACUAAACAGUUUCCUACAGCCUUUGAGUUUAAUGAGCGGCUUCUGCUGACAAUCCUGGAUCAUCUCUACAGCUGUCGUUUCGGGACUUUCCUCUACAACUGUGAGAGUGCACGAGACCAGAAUGAGGUGAGGUCAAAGACAGUGUCUCUGUGGUCUCUGGUCAACAGCAAGAUGGACAUUUAUUUAAACCCCUUCUACACCCCUGAGUCUGGCAGGGUCCUCUACCCCGUUGCCAGCAUGCGUCAUCUAGAGCUGUGGGUAACAUACUACAUCCGCUGGAACCCACGCAUACGACAACAGCAUCAGAGUCCUGUGGAGCAGCGCUACAAGGAGCUGUUGUCCCUCAGAGAUGAAUACUUGAAGAAGUUGGAGGAGCUGCAGCUCUCUGACACCUCUCCUUCCUCCCAUUUGGCUAACAGCUCCACCCCCAACACAUCCUCCACCUCCUCCACACCAUCACAGCAGUACACACACCUACAGACUCCUUUCUGAGGGCUGAUGACAAAUAGAAGCAGAUACACCCCCUUCACACUUACACACAGAGUAUAUAUAUAUAUAUAUAUAUAUAUAUAUAUAUAUAUACACACACACAAUAAUUUUUCAUUUAUAAAAAAAAAUCUUUCAGUCAGAUAUCUGUCAAUCUUGCACACAGGCAGGGAUUAAUUAUAUUGCUGUCAUAAAUGUGGAUAACAAAGAUUACUAAUUUGAUUUAGAUUACAUUGUUAACUCUAACACCAUAGUGGUGAUGAUGGGGAUUUAUGCAAAAGGUCACAUUACAGCCUUGUCAAAAGACUUGUCUAUACACUCAUUCAUCAUAAAGUGAAGCCUUAAAGACAUUCAGUCCAAAGGUGUGAACACUCUGGACACACAGUGGUUGUGUAUCAGUGUCCACACAGGCAGCACAGAAAGGCUGAACAUUUUGUAUUUUUCAUCCGCAGUAUAUUCACACAAGUCCUGUUGGUGGUUAUUUUUUAAAUCAGAUCACCACUGACAAUUUCUACUCUAUGGGUUCAAUGGUAAGCCGAGACACAGAACUGUGUGCUGACUGCACUGCUGUUUGAGAGACAGAGGUUUGUCUUUACUUUUGAUUUAACUUCAAGUAAACCUGCUCACAUUUUACAGUUGUCAGGUGUAUGGUUGUUGUCCAUUGAAAGAACUCUUCAACAUUUAAACAGAAAGAAAGUUAACCUGUGUGCCUCCAUUUAAAGAUAUUUCAGGGUUGUAGCUUGGUUUGUGUUAGCCAAUUUAAAAAAGGGCUUGAAAUAGUGGACAGUGCAAAACAAGCCCUGUUGACCGUUAAAUAAAUAAGAAAAUCCAAAUUAUGCCCAAAAGAAGAUACCCAGCAGUUAGCUCCAACUUCAGAACCUCACUGUAUGUCUCUCUGUUGUUGUCCCACCACAAAACACUUGGUGUUCUUUGUGAGCAAAGCAUAUUGCAUAUCAAGAUUUUUCUGAGUGUUGCUCUGACACAUGAGGAAUCAGUUAGAUCAGCUGCAGAGUGUCAGAUUUAGAGGCAGUGGUGUGGAAUUUCCUUUUGUUCGUGUGGAAUUUGCUGAUCAGCUCAUGAGGCUGAAGGCUACAUUCAUGUGUGUUUUGUCACUGCCAUCAGCCAAGCUCAACUAAGCACUAUUUCCCAGCUACUGCCUAUGCUAUGGCUGAGGGUAAAUACAGUUCUAGCAAAUAGUAAUAGUUCUGUUAGAAUUAAUCCAAGAUUUACUCUUAUGAAUGCAGCUUUGAUGUGGUUUGAAAUGUAUAGUAUAGGGAAAUGGAGUUAUGCUUGGCCUCUGAUCUUGUAUCCCCUUCCCCUUACUUAACACAGACCCCAGAUGGGGGCCAGGUUAGGUCCAAGAUAACCUUACCAUGCCUGGAUGUUUGUUGUCAAAUGGGUUUAGUGACAGCAAAAAAGAUACUAAAACUGUUAAAUACGUUUAUGUUGAUGUUUUUUCAUAGCACAUGUGCCUUUUGGACAUGUGGGGCAGUUUAGUUAAAAAAUAAUGACUGGAUUAUAUCAGUGGGUGUAGUUGUUUACAAGUUGUUUGGUUGUCUGACAGCUCAUGUGUCUGGCCUAUAAGACCCCAGGUUAUACCGCUGUGCAGUAGAUUGACAUUGUCAGCAGACGUCAACAUUGAAACUCGUGCAAAAACAUGGUACCACAACAGUUAUAAUGGUGAAAGCUGUAAGACAUUUUAUAAACAUUGAUUUUAUUUGGCAAGUAGUUCAUGUAAUUUUCCAUGAGGAAAUUCUAUGGAGGAUAAUUUCUGGUUAAAAAAAUGGAAAACAAAAUAUUACGAAUUGCAAAAAUAAAUGUUUAUAAUGUGUCAAAGUUUUAGGGUACCACUUUAAAUUUAAGUCAGUUGUGGUUUGUAUUGUCAAGUUCUAAGUCCAAAUUUAGAUUUGUUUCUAUAAGUCAGUUUACUUUUAUCGCAAAAGGAUGAGAUAGUAUUAAGUCACUAUUUUGAAAAUCCUUUAUUCAAAAUCUAAAAUAUUCCAUAUUUAUGUGGUAUUGAUUGAUACUGAGUAUUUUUACUAUCCAUUAUGCUCACAGAACUUAUUUCCCCCUAACUCACAUGGCCUUCCAUAAAAUGUUCCAUUAAAAGAAACAUGAAAACCAUUCUGUCCAAAGAAUCUAAUUCUUAAGAGAGUGAGGAUUUUGCUGCUAACCCAGAAAGUUCUCAUUUUAGUUAGUUUGAAACCAACAUACACAAUAAACUCAGACAUAUGAUUCAUAACAUCUGUCAAAACUGUACUCUGUGUUGUAUCAUUCUGUCUCUCUACAUGGCAACAGAAGUGUUUACUUACUACAGUCAAUUUACAGAGUAUAUGGCGGGUAGACUUCAGUCUCAGGAACUUUAUUUUAACCUGGUCCACAUAGAGGAUUGAGGCUUGCCUACUUAUAGAGCAGGUUUGGUGUGUAUCAUCAUCCAUUAGAGAGAAAUUCUUAUUUUAGUUAUUCCAGCCGUGGGUUCAGUCAUUGAAAACAUAAUAAAAAGCAAUAAAUGAGCAUUUAAAAAGUUGUGGUCUUGGUAGCAGUUAUGACUUAAUUUUGUUGAAAUUAUUUAUUGGUAGAUAAUAUGAAUAUGUACGGAUCACCACUAAAGAUCAAGUAAUCUUGGCACAAUUUGCAACAUUUAUUGAUAGAGUUUGGCAGUUCCAUUCCCACAGGAUUUAAAGAUACCAAGAAAAACCUAUUAGCAUUGGCAAGUUCUCUUUACAAGAAAUGGAGAACUAUUUGUCCAUGCAGAAAAUAUGUUAAAGUGCUCAAUAGAGGUGGAAGGUGUGAGGAGUAGCCGGUUGCAGAAGGUUUUAUGCUUUGUAAAUUAACUUAAGCGAUGGUCUAACCUUUAUCAAAAAUGUAAAUUCCUUUGCAAAAAUCCAGAAGUGACUUCUAAAGAACAAUUUGAAGAAACCUCUAGAGAAGAUAUUGGUGAAUGAGGCUCAAUGUUGUCCAAGCAGUACCAUUACCAUUUCAGGGAAAAUUCAAACCAUCCACUUGCCUGCAUUAUACACUGUAUUGAUGCUUUAGUAAUCUACUGAAAAUUCAGCUGCACAUUUUAUCCCUGAUUUCAAGCUGUUGUUAUUAACACAGUCAACAGAAUUUAAACUCUGUGAUUGGAUAUUUCUUAUUAAAAUGCUCAUUUGGAGUUAAAGUGACCUCCUAUUUGUAUGUUACACAUGACAUAGAAUACAACUUUACUUCUGGAACCUUGGGUACAUUAUACUUCUCUCCAACAUCCUUGAAUUUCAAAUAAGCAGCCUGCAAGAAGACAAAGAGUCAAGCUCAAAAAAGUCAGGUCAGACUCCAAUACAUUCCCCCUCACACACUGUUCCCCUGCCUAGGCCUGCAGCAAAUUGGAAGCAAUGAAGAUGUACUGUAUGUACAGUCUGACAGUUAAAGUGGUGAAUGAGGUUUAACGAGUCGUUUAGGAAAUUGCUUUAGGUCAUGUCCAGAUCUGUGCCUUGAUUCUUGUGUAAAUCACCUUCUGUCUUGUUUGAGCUUGACUGUUGGUCCCAAAGAAAGAUGGCUUUUUAUACUCUAGUAUGGAAGGGGAUAUGAUGUUUCAUGGGUUUGUGCUAGUGUGAAGUGAGAUCCUACUAACUACUGACGGUAAAAGACAACAUAUUAACAGAGAUACAUUUCCCUGUGUUAAAGGAAGCCGAUCUUUAUCCCCUACAGUGUAAUGCAGUAACAGAUCAUAUAAGCAAGAAAAACUCAAAAUUUCCUGAUCUAACUUUGAGGAACCAUGUUGAGUAUACCACGUUUCUUUGUUUCUGAAAUUUCUUAAGAGCCAAUGUCUUUGAUAUCUUUAAAGUGCAUUCUGCAAAAAAACUAAUUUUCAAAGUGUUCUUGGUUGAGUUUUCAAACCUCUACAUUGAAUGGGAUAAUAUUUGUAGUAUUUACUGCAUUGGUGAUGUUGCUAACAAGACAAACCUAUAUAGUCUAUAAGACAACACUGAACAUUGAAAGCAUUGGUAUAAUUGUAAGAUUUUUAUGAAGCCUAUGAAAGAGCAAUGGAGCUUAAGUUUUUCACAAGCCAGUUCUCUGACUCACAUAAAUAAGGGCAACACAAAGAAUUGUACUUACAAGGAGACCAAUACCACCGUUCAACUUGUUCCCAAAGUAACGAUACAACCGAUCCCUAAUCCUUCAAUAUGGACAACAAAAAUGUUAUCUUAGCACAUUUCAAAGCAAUUUAUUGAAAGAGUUUAGCGUCCAUUACCACUGAAUUACAGAGAAAAAGUCUCUUAGCAUGUGCAAGUUUUCUAUGCGUUAAUUAGAGAACAAUUUUUCAGUACAAAAAAUAUGGGCAAGUGCCCAAUAGAGGUCGAAGAAUAAUUUCAGCUUCAUAAAUUAGCUUUUGUGAUAGUCCAACCUCUGUCACAAAUUAAUAUGGCAUUACAAAAACCUAGCACUCUUUGUGCCAUGGAUUGGCAAGCAGGCCAAACCUGUCCACAAUCACCUGGAACAUCUAAAAACAAAAUCAGGGGUGUACUUUUAGCAAACACUCAGGAUAAAGUCAGUCUGGAGAGAUUGGUCUACCUUCAAGUAAGUCAAAUCUCAAACUAGACUUUUCUCAGUUAGAUGGAGUGGGCACAUUGCAUAGAGCAGCUUGUGUUUACUAAAAGGUAAAUUAAUAAAGGUUCUACAAGAGGGAAAAUUAAAAACUUCAUUGACAAAGGGCUGGUUUCACUGAAGCCGUUUGCAAGUAAAACAACAGAGACAACAACAUAAAAUGUGUGUUGGUCAGGUGGUUGGGUUUUUAGAGAAAAACAGAUGAAAAUCUAUUUUUUUUAUGUUUUACUUUGUACACGCACCAUGAUGUAAUUACCUCAAUCAAAACCUAUUUUACUGUCUAAAGUUAUAUUGUUGUAAAAUAUAAUUAUUUUGUGUAGUGUAAAAUCUUACAGUUUUAUAAAAAGUAAUGUUUCAGAAAUGUGUCAUUUAUUGUGGGUUUUUUUUUUUCGGGGGGGGGGGGUAUUUUUUUGUUCGUACUUUCUAACCCAGAAUAGAAAGGAAGAAGCUUGCAUACUGUUCACUUGUCAAACACCUUGUCAUAUUCCUUUCAGUUCUAUGAUGAAACUUUGAUUUGUAGAUACUUUGUAGACACUUAAGGUCUGUGGGAAUUAAUGUAACAAGUAUCACUGUUACAGUGUCACUGUUUAUUUAAUUUUGCCUCUUUGAUUUACAUAGGAGUUGUGUUAUUAUAUUUUUUUCAUAGGAGACGGUUUCUGUCAUAAUAGCAUACUUUUUAAUAAAUACACUUGAAAUGUGUUUCAGGAUCUUUUUGGAAUAAAAAAUCGAAUUUUAUGAAAAAGGUGCAAUAACACAUUUCAAAUGUAAAUAUUUUGACCAUGUGUUGUCCUCUCCACAGUUUAUUGAGUGGCCUCUUAUGUAAAUAAUACUGAUUAAAUUAAUUUAAGUAUUUCUGUC
Messenger RNA from Platichthys flesus (European flounder), 7367 nucleotides. It is a transcript of the gene mtm1, whose product is annotated as myotubularin 1. Gene Ontology annotation, cellular component: plasma membrane. The transcript has 16 exons. The coding region runs from base 111 to 1931 and encodes 606 amino acids. The record is from RefSeq and is a predicted model, not a curated record. Gene Ontology annotation, biological process: negative regulation of autophagosome assembly; mitochondrion distribution; dephosphorylation. Gene Ontology annotation, molecular function: phosphatidylinositol-3,5-bisphosphate 3-phosphatase activity. NCBI's taxonomy places the organism in Eukaryota, Metazoa, Chordata, Actinopteri, Pleuronectiformes, Pleuronectidae.